ACGCAUAAGAAUUGUAAAACAAUAAUGGCGGCGGGCUCUCUGUUGUUUUGCGCUAGAAGUCUGUGUUUAUUUCCUUCUCAGACAUUGCGAUACUUUUGUACUCAAGGUGAUUCACACACUGUUCAUGUGCCUGUGAUGUUGAAAGAAUGUCUCAGCUUUCUUGCACCCCGUGACGGACAAGUGUUUAUUGAUGCAACAUUUGGAUCGGGGGGACACACAGCAGCAAUCCUUUCGAGCGCAAAAUGUAAAGUUUAUGCCUUCGACAGAGAUCCAGAUGCUAUAGAAAUAGCAAACAUACUUUCAGAAAGACCUGAAUUCAAAGGAAGAUUAAUUCCCAUAUUAGGGAAAUAUAGUAAUAUCUUUGAGAUUUUAAAAAGCCAACGAGUAAAGAAGGAGUCUGUAAAUGGAAUCCUUCUUGAUGUUGGUGCCUCGAGUAUACAAUUUGACAAUCCAGAUAGAGGAUUUUCAUUUUACAAAGAUGGUCCUCUAGAUAUGAGAAUGGGAGUGAAAGGUACCACACUGGAGUCAGUGGGUGGCAAGAGGUUGCUGAUGACAGCAGCUGAUGUGGUGAAUUCUAUCAACGAGACAGAACUUACAGCUGUAUUGAGACAGUAUGGACAAGAAAAGGAAGCUGUUCGCAUUUCAAGAGCAAUCGUCAAAGCCCGGUCAAAGAUGCCGAUACUUUUCACAAGACAGUUAGCAGCCAUUGUCACUGCUGCUGUGCGUCACAGCCGAUCGGACAGAUUUGCCCGACCCAUCCACCCAGCAACGAGAACGUUUCAAGCAUUGCGCAUACUCGUAAAUGAUGAGCUAAAUGAACUUCAGUGCGUCCUAAAAGCAGCGCAUAAACUUCUUCGUCCCGGCGGGCGGCUGGUGGUCAUUUCAUUUCAUGCUUUAGAAGACUCCCUUGUAAGACAUUUCUUUAAAGAUGCGAAUUCUGAAGUCAGUUACAUGCGAUCCAAGACAAACGUGGCGGGCAAAGCGAAAACAAGCGCUUGGUUACCGCUUCACAAGAAAGUUAUUUAUCCCACCGAUGAGGAAGUUUAUCUCAAUCCUCGCUCACGAUCAGCUAAAUUACGAGCGGCGGUAAAAGUGGAUAAUUUAGUUAUGGACUUAACUGAACUCACCAGCUGGUUAGACAAGAAUUCGGGGGAAACGUUUUACAACGGUUCAACGCCAGUCUGAAUAUCUUUAGAACAUUAAAAAUGGGAAAGUUACUUUUAUUAAUGCCCUUAUUUUCUUAAAGAAGUGUCCCUUUUUUCGUACGCAACCGUGGCUGUUUUAAUGGAUCAGACUAUAUUUAUUUGGGGUAUAAAGAAAAACAAAUCAACUUUUUGGUAAUUUUAUAUCAAGGGGGGAAAUGAAAUGGCAAUUUUUGCGGAUUAUAUUGUUGACUGUCAACCCUGGGAAUGUUUAAGGAAGCGAGAGGAAACAAAUUGAAUACAACCUUAUUGAAAAACAAACUA
Stylophora pistillata is the source of this 1466-nucleotide messenger RNA. RefSeq lists its product as uncharacterized. NCBI's taxonomy places the organism in Eukaryota, Metazoa, Cnidaria, Anthozoa, Scleractinia, Pocilloporidae. The record is from RefSeq and is a predicted model, not a curated record. Gene Ontology annotation, biological process: rRNA base methylation. Gene Ontology annotation, molecular function: rRNA (cytosine-N4-)-methyltransferase activity.